Cervus elaphus (red deer) is the source of this 3972-nucleotide messenger RNA. It is a transcript of the gene ELOVL2, whose product is annotated as ELOVL fatty acid elongase 2. The transcript has 8 exons. Bases 132 to 1016 code for a protein of 294 amino acids. Gene Ontology annotation, cellular component: endoplasmic reticulum membrane; endoplasmic reticulum. Gene Ontology annotation, molecular function: fatty acid elongase activity. NCBI's taxonomy places the organism in Eukaryota, Metazoa, Chordata, Mammalia, Artiodactyla, Cervidae. Gene Ontology annotation, biological process: fatty acid elongation, saturated fatty acid; fatty acid elongation, monounsaturated fatty acid; fatty acid elongation, polyunsaturated fatty acid. The record is from RefSeq and is a predicted model, not a curated record.
GCGGGGUGGCGGGCGCGCGCGGUGGGGGCGGGGGCGGGGCGGCGGGCGCGCGCGGCGGGAGCGCGGGCAGAGGGACGCCGGCUACCCUGGACAGCGCACCGCCGGCCGCCGGGGUCGCCGCGCCGCCAGCCAUGGAGCAUCUAAAGGCCUUUGAUGAUGAAGUCAAUGCUUUUUUGGACAAUAUGUUUGGACCUCGGGAUCCUCGAGUCAGAGGGUGGUUCAUGCUGGACUCCUACCUCCCUACCUUUUCUCUCACGGUCUUAUACCUGCUGUUGAUAUGGCUGGGCAACAGAUGCAUGAGGAACAGACCUGCUCUUUCCCUCAGGGGCAUCCUCACCUUGUACAAUCUUGGAAUCACACUUCUCUCCGCGUACAUGCUGGCAGAGCUUAUUCUGUCCAGUUGGGAAGGAGGCUACAACCUACAGUGUCAGGAUCUGACCAGUGCAGGGGAGGCCGACAUCCGGGUAGCCAGGGUGUUGUGGUGGUACUACUUCUCCAAAUUAAUAGAGUUCCUGGACACAAUUUUCUUUGUGUUGCGGAAAAAAACCAGCCAGAUCACCUUUCUUCACGUCUACCAUCACGCCUCCAUGUUUAACAUCUGGUGGUGCGUCCUGAACUGGAUACCCUGUGGGCAAAGUUUCUUUGGCCCGACCCUGAACAGCUUCAUCCACGUCCUCAUGUACUCCUACUACGGGCUGUCCGUCUUCCCGUCCAUGCACAAGCACCUCUGGUGGAAGAAGUACCUGACGCAGGCCCAGCUGGUGCAGUUCCUGCUCACCAUCACCCACACCAUGAGCGCCGUGGUCAGGCCCUGCGGCUUCCCCUUCGGCUGCCUCAUCUUCCAGUCUUCUUACAUGAUGACGCUGGUCAUCCUCUUCUUAAAUUUCUACAUUCAGACAUACCGGAAAAAGCCAAUGAAGAAAGCCAUGGAAGAGGCAGGGAAAGAAGUCAAGAAUGGUUUUUCCAAAGCCUACUUCAGUGCGGCAAACGGAGCGAUAAGCAAGAAGGCACAAUAAGUGUCGCGUCUCAAAGACAAAGCAUAUAUAAUAGCCUAACAGAUCCGCUUGUUUUAAAGCAAAGACUGAAUUGAAAGUUAUAUAUGUUUUAGCAUAAACUAAUUUCUUUUGAGUUUAUAAAUCAUUUGUACCCGAAACGUAUUAAUAUAUUGCUGUUGGGUCGAUCUGCUAACUGAAUGCUUUCAUCAGCAGUGAGGCGAGAGCUCUGCAGGGCUCAGACCUGGUGCUCCUUCUCGGCUCUCCCGCCGACCUAGCCCCCCGCCGACCUAGCCCCCCGCCCGGACGCGGCCCCCACCACGCCUUACGCACCUGCAGAGCCAGGACACAGGGACCACUGCUUCUCACAGCAAGUCUGCAAACAAGUUAGUUUUGUUCAGAUUAAAAUGUUUAAAACAAAAUGUUAUUAUAUUCUAAACACAGGGUAUGCUCUCAUCUAUAUUCAGCAAUAAUUGUCAGUACACAAUCAGUCCAUUUGUUCCUUUAGGGAUCAACCCCAGAAAAUAUUAAAAUGGUCACAUAGAUGGAAAACCCAGCAACCACUUUUCUCUCUCAAGUCUGUCCCCAGAAUCUCAAAUUCCCACAAUCACUUCUAAUUCUCAAAUUAGUGACAUGGUGAUAGUUUUUUAUUCCUUUUUCUUUAUUUUGAAGAAAAAUCUUCUCCCAAACCCUCAUAGUGCAGGGGCUCUGGAUAGGCCUAGUUCUUCUGUUUUAACUGGGUUUCCUUAGUUAUUCAUGUAUUCACAUCAACAUCCUAUGUUAAGGUACCCUGGGUUAGGGUAAUAGACAGUGCUCAGUUUUAAAAGUAGGAUCUGAAUUUGGCUGCCUGUCUGCUCUCUGAACAAGUCUGUAUCACUGGGCCGUUAGGGUGAUCUGUCACUGGACUAUCUGUAAGUUAGAAUUAAUAAGAGCAUCGAGGGCAAAAUAGAUACUGACCCUGUCAACCAUUUCUUAUGAACCUACCUUCGAGUAUUAUCCCUAAAUAGCUGCUGUUUGUCUUUACAGGUUAGGUUUUUGUAAACAGGAAGAGAGAGAGGGCUAUGGAAAGGUUCCAGCCCUGCCCGCAGUAAAAAGCGCCGAUUGGCAAACCCAGCACACCCUCGGCCUCCUGGGGUCACCCGAGCCCGCAGAGAAGGACGCAGACAGGGGAAGGCGGGAGGGACCACUCCUUUCUCCCCAAGGGCAGGGCGGUCAUCUACCAUUAAACUGUCCCAAGAAUGGAAACAGGGCAUUUCUGAAGAUCUGAGACAGAUUUACACCCUAUAAAGUAAUUCAUACCCUGUAAAAACGAGAUUUGCCCACUCUGACACUCUAUCUGCUUUCCUACCUUACUUUAAGAAGUUUUUAGGUCGUAACUUUGACAUCAGAGGCUUAAAUGCCCCAACACAUUACAGCACAAAAGGACGUUGUCCUUUGGGGACCAUUUCUGUUUUCUGAGCGUCCGUUUGAAAAAAAAUUUUUUAAUGGGAAAACAAAAACACCCUGACUUCGGUACUGACGUGUACACUGACGCUGAGCAUCCUGACACUGCCAACGUCUGUUCCCUGUAAACGCCCCUCGGGGUUCCGCCGCCCUGAAAGGCUGACCUCACCAGCCUUCACAGCGAGGGCAUCGUGCCGUCCAGCCCCUCCUCUGCCAGCGGACCCAUUUCUCUGGAACAGACAUCUUCCGUCUGAUGCCUGCUUUCUCUUGGGUCUCUCUAGUCUCCUAAAGCUGACUUGUUCGCGGGUGCUCACCCCCCUCCUCCCAUCACAUCAUGCACGGCUGUAAGUACCGUGCCCUCCCAGAAACUCACUUUAAAACAAGGGCUUGCCUUGAGUAUGACUCUUCCUGCUCCCGUAACAAAGUCCACGGCGGACUGGGGAGGAAGCCCCUCGGAGGAGCUAGACACUGGUGCAGUUUUAGGUCUCGGACGGGAGCUAAAAUGUUAUCAAAAGGCACUCACCGCAGGUGAAAAUGAGGCUCAGAAGGCAGAGGUCACGGGUCCAGCUUCCCCUGUCAUCAGGCCCGGCUCUGCACUCAGCCUUGCAGCUGCGGUUCCGGACGCUCCGCUGGGCUCCAUCCCUGCAAGGCAAGGACAGAGGCGUCCUUCAGCCGAGCAGACCGCCCAGACGGCUGGAAACCGCUGAUCAGAGGGGAAGCUCCGUUAGCUUCCACUCUCCGGCUCGAUUUGGAUAGAGGCUUCAGGAUGCUUAUUUCCACUUGAUCUGUAAUCCUAGGGAAGCUUCAUGAAACACUUUAUAGCCUUAAACCAUUCAAGGGCUGGUUUAAAAAAAAAAAUACAGUUAUGUAGUCUUAGUCACAAAAACUGAAUCAGGUAACUAUCUUCACCUGUUAUUAAGUGUUACAACUUUAAACAAAAUGCUUACUUUUAAUGUGAUUUUCCUAAAGCAAAGCUGUUUAAAAAAAAAAAAAAGAUCUGUAUGAUAUGUUAGAAAAAAAAGGGAAAUGUUUUUCCCCCAAAUAAAUUUCUCCUCACUCACAGGAAUGAAAACAGUUAUAUGAAUACGGUGAGCAUAUGUUUAUUCCAAUUUUUCAAACAAAAGAAUGUUCACUUACUGGAAUUAAAUACAGAAAUCUCAACCCAUCAAAAUUACAUACCAAACUAUUUAGACAUAUUGAGGGGAAAGUCCCCCCUGACAUUGGAGAAGUAUUUUUAAGGCAAAAGGUUACUGUGAUGGACAGAACUUCACUUCUUGUGUAAGAAACCAGUCUAGUUCUUUCCAGUAUUUCCAUAUUAUUUUAUGUUUCUGGGGACUUCCUUAUUUGGAAAAUAAGGAUAGCACUUUUUUUAUUUUCCUUGGAAAACACUUAUAUUUUAAGAACAUAGUAUCAUGACUGAGGUGGCCAGGGAGGCAGGAGAAGCCAUUUUUUCUUUGUAGAUAAAAAGCAUCUGUAUGAUUGUUAUAUAAUAAACUUGAUUUUGUUGUAUAAUAAACUUGUUGAUUUUUACACUAAA